AAGUAAACCAUGGCCACAAGUGAUUUUGUCAAGAGCCUCUUCCGUCUUAUUAGGCGCCAGUGCAGACACUAAGAAACUAAACAUGGAUGACACUUCCAAGAAUAGUGACUCAACAUUUUAAUUAAACCCAAGUGUCUCUCUUUUAAUCGUUUACGUGGUGCAAGGACGGUCGACGUCUGCAUUGACAAGGAAGCAAGCGAUAUGUUAGAGUCAUCAAGUUCAAGCUCCUCAGGAAUGCAGCUGCCCCCAAAGUUAAGCGGUCAGCUCCCACGAGUCAAAUUGGAACCUCGUUACACUGUGUGCCCACAGGGCCGGAUCCAGCAGCAGUACAGCAGAGAGUCCGCAUCAGGAGACAGUACCUACGGUGCGACACCAGGGAUGUGUCACAUUAAAGAUGAACACGGAGACACCUCCUCGAAUGAACAUCUGGUCGUAGUAGUGAAGACCGAGCCUUACGACUACACGGUUUUGCCCGGGCAGGACAACGUGGGACGCAGCAGUGACUCACCAUCAGAAGUUUCAGAAGCAAAAGCAUGCACUGCAUUACUUCAUGUAAAGGAUGAGCCAGAAGACAUUUGUGAUCCAACAUUAUCAUGUUGCAACUCUUCAAAUGUACUGUUGAACAUCGACACAGCAACAGUUCGACUUCCAUCACUCAACAACCUUGUCCCAGUCAACACGAUCAGUCAUUCCACGGAUUCCAAGCCCAGGGAAAUAGCUCCUUUUCUUGAACAGAGCAAUACCAUAGAGGAGGGAGACCGCUCUAUCUGUGACCGAGAGAAGGACAGGACAGACAGGUGGAACGUUUGUUUGACUACAGGCGUUGAUCAGUUGGAAGUUCAGCUCGAGACUCAAAAAACUAGUACAUUUACCUGCAAGACAUGUUCUCUGACGUUCCGUCAGCUGUCAGCCCUGAGAGCACACAUGAAACAUCACACAGGCAAGAAGCCGCACAAGUGUGAUCUCUGUCCUGCAGCUUUCAGCCGUAGAAUGGACAUGCAGCGUCACAAGCGGACACACUCGGGCGAGAAGCCACAUAGGUGUGAUCUCUGUCCUGAGGAGUUCAUCCGGAAAACACAACUGCGGUGUCACAAACAGACGCACACGAGUGAGAAGGCAUACAAGUGCAAUCUCUGUCCUACAGAGUUCAGCAGCAACAUGCAACUGCGUUGGCACAUGCAGGCACACACGGGUGAGAAGUCAUACACGUGUGAUCUCUGUCCCGCGGAAUUCAACCAGAGCUGGCGCCUGCGACGUCACAAGCUGACACACACGGGCGAGAAGUCUCACAAGUGUGAUCUCUGUCCUGCAGUGUUUAGCAAUGGCACACACCUGCGUUGUCACAGGCGAACGCACACAGAAGAGAAGCCAUACAAGUGCGAUAUGUGUCCUGCAGAGUUCAGCCAAAGCACAAACCUGAAGUCCCACAAGCGGACACACACAGACGAGAAGCCCUACAAGUGUGAUCUUUGUCCUGCAGAGUUCAGCCUUAGCAUGGACAUGCAGCGUCACAAGCAGACACACACAUGCGAGAGGCCACACAAGUGUGAUCUCUGUCCUGCAGCGUUCAGCCGUAGCACGGACAUGCUGCGUCACAAGCGGACACACACAGGUGAGAGGCCACACAAGUGUGAUCUCUGUCCUGCAGAGUUCAUCCGGAAAACGCAACUGCAGUGUCACAAACGGACACACAUGAGCGAGAAGUCAUACAAGUCCAACCUCUGUCCUACAGAGUUGAGCAGCAACAUGCAAUUGUGUUGGCACAUGCAGAUACACACGGGUGAGAAGUCAUACAAGUGCGAUCUUUGUCCUGCAGAAUUCAACCAGAGCUGGCGCCUGCAACGUCACAAACAGACACACACUGGCAAAAAAACCCACAAGUGUGACCUCUGUCCUGCAGUGUUCAGCAAUGGCACACACCUGCGGUGUCACAGACGGACACACACAGGAGAGAAGCCAUACAAGUGCGAUCUGUGUCCCGCAGAGUUCAGCCAGAGCACAAACCUGAGGUCCCACAAGCGGAUACACACAGGCGAGAAGCCCUACAAGUGCAAUCUCUGCCCUGCAGAGUUCAGCCACAGCACGGAUAUGAAGCGUCACAAGGAGAUACACACAGGCAGGAAGCCGUACAAGUGUGAUCUCUGUCCUGCAGAGUUCAACCAGAGAACGCACCUGCGUCGUCACAAACGAAUGGGAAGCCAUAGGAGAGGGACCUCUGCCCUGCAGGGUUCACCUCAGCCUGCAGUGCCACAGGCUGAUGCAGACGGGUGACAAAGCUUGGUUCCAAAAAGCAGGGUUCAAAGUGCUGCGUUUCUCAGCUGCAGGCACCCGAUGGGCCAUGUGCGAAUGCACAGCCCACAAGCAAGAAGCCGUACAAGUGUAAUGUCUGUCUUGCGUCUGUCAGGAAGAACCAGUGGCGUCAUGAAAGCAACUGCAGGCACACUGAGGAAGUGUCAACUCUGGUCUCCAGUGUAACCACAUAUGCCUUAUGGACAUUCAGAGGAUGCCACAUGUUGGAUUUUUAGCAUGUCUAGUGAAUAUCCUAAUGUGGCCAAAUGACGUUGCACGAACCUACUGUAGAUCGUCGAUCAUAUGCCUUAUGGACAUUCAGAGGAUGCCAUAUGUUGGAAUUUUGGCAUGUCUAGUGGAUGUCUGAAUUAGGUUGCGGGGACAUACUGUAGAUCGUCAAAAGCUGGACAAGAACACAAUCUGUAAACAUCAUAGCAGCUGGACAUUUGUGACAUCUCGUGAACGUGAGCGCAAAGCAAUGGUCUGUCCAGAUAACAUCCCAUGGCAGCUGUCUUCCCAUUUAUGUGUGGCAUUUAUUUUUGCGCUGACAACAAAUUUAAAACGUUGAUGUUAAUGAUAUGCUACUGUCAAAUGCAGUAAGUCAUGCAGUAAGUCAUGCAGUAAGUCAUGCAGUUCAAUGCUUUGACUUUAUAAGCACGGUCAAGUGAAACAGUUAGUAUGGCAUAGAGCUUUAUAAGGUUCCUUAAGAUACACAGCUUCCAUCUUGAGCCAUUACUGGAAGUAGCCUUGUUGUCUCGGUGUGGAGCUGCAUAUUUCGAAAAGGAACAGUCAUUGCCUGUGUAAGGUUAUUUAUUCAGCUGAAGGCACUUGCCUCCACUAGAGAUAAUCUAGGAUACAUGCUGUGGUCUCCCUUCUAAUCUCCUACUGAUCUUUCACCUUGUACUAGAGUGGAGGGCGACUGUAGAAUGAGCUUCUUGACAAUUUUUGAUAGGCCUAACCCGUAUGGGUAAGGCUAUUAUUCAACACUAUAAGCCAAGUGUUACUGUGUUUCUAGUAUUGUAAAGCGUCAACAAUCCAUAAACACAACUAAAUGGAAACCAAAACCCUACUGCGAAGAAUUAUGGUGCAUUGCUGCAACCUUGUAUGGACUGAAUAGUACCUGUACCUUGACUCUUUUGUGCCUUUGUCACUCUGUCGCUGAUGUGCCUCAUAAACUGCACAGAAAAUAUACUGUAUACCAUUGUAAAUGAGGAAGUUCAGCUGUGUGCAGUGUUACGUGUCAUUUCCAAUACCAUAUAACAACUGACACAAGCAGGGCUAGGAUGAUAAUAGGGAGAGAUGAUAGAAUAAUGAUCGCUUCUAGGAGGUAAAAUUGCCAUAUAAACGGAACCGCUUAGCUUUCGUCAUGGCAUAUUCAGCAGUAGUGAUACACCGUAGAGACAACAAAAUGUUUCAUGCGUAAUGAAUUGACCAUGACAGCUUUUUUUUUUUUUUUUUUCACUUUAAAUGCCCAUGUUUUUAUGUGAGCCGUACAAGAUUGUGACAACACAAGGGGUAUGUCCCCACACUGCCUCUGAAGUGCCAAGUUGAGUUUUUCUCUGUGAACAACAUGGACUUUGCCAAGCUGAAAUAAAUAAACCGAAAUAACAGGGAAAAAAAAGUGAGAUUGUAUUGGUGAGAUAAGACAAAUUGUGUUGUAAUGUGAAACCCGUACCAUACGGAACUUGAUCAGAGUGUCAAAGUUGCAGCGGAUGGCGAGGGACAGUGAUUGGAGGUACAAUCACAGGUGCUGGAUAUUGGAUGCAUGUGCAUGCAUGAUUAUUGAUCAUAUGAAAACAAUCUCAUUGACAGGUUUAGUCAAUACAAGACAGUAGUCUGCUUAAUUGCCAUCUGUUAUGGGGUGCUGAGAGGUACAAAGACCUUGUUUGGACAGAGUAGACACAUAACCCCUCCCACACACACAUAUUGUUCAAUACUCUACAAUUCACUAGACAUUCUACUGCACGAGAACAGAAGAUUGGAAAUGGCGUGAUGACAGAUGACUUCAGCCCUGCUUCCAGAUUUGUUCCAUGCAUUGUUGAAUAGGCAUUAGUACCUAGCUCUACUUGAAAACUGUGGAACCUCAGUAACCUCUGAGGCCAUGUUCCAAGUGUGAGGUCAGCAGUGAUAUGUGUGAUGCUGUGGGUCCGUAGUCGCCGUGCAGUGUUCAACACAAUUUAUGUUCAUAUGUUAUGAGGGCUGUGUGCCUGGUGUUCAUCAGCAACGAUUAGCACCUGGAGUGUGAUGGAAGUGCGAGAUCCUGGACCUGUGGGUGAGGUACAAGUUUUCGACCCAGUGGUCAGUUGACCAGUACCAUUAUGCCACAAGCUGUGAUGAUGCUGUGCAUCAGAAUCUAAGACCGUGACAUUAUCCCUGUUGACCAGGUGUAUAUAGGACAGAUACGGUGGUGCUCCGGAUCUAGGUGAACCAGUGUACAGAACGAGAGGUAUUUAGAAUAGCAAAUAUCGAGCUUUGAAACCAUUUUUCUACUCUCUGAACUGUUCUCUGCUCACUUUCUUUGUAUAAACAGAGCAUACCUUAACCGAACAUGUAUAUUGUUCAUUUUGUGUGUUUGCUGUUUUGUUUUUGUAAGGAUACAGCUUUGGACAAAAGUUUAUGGAACACAGCACUCACAUAUUUCGUUCUAGCAGUGUCCACCCUGGUAUUCAACAGGAGCGGAUGAAAUUACUAACAGGUGACAGGACAACCGAGACACCUGCUUCAAAUUUUGUCCACUCUCAUUCAGAUGGUCCGUGUUCCAUGAGUUCUUGUGCAAAACUUGCGCAAUGUAUUAUUAUGGAAUGCUAUCUAGGAAAGAUGGUUAUAUCAGCUUUAAAAAUGCGCAUGACCUUUGUACCCCCUAAAUUAGGAUAAUUUGUAUUGGGAUGGCUGUGUGCACAAUGUCAUUUCUGCCCAUAAAAAGCGAGACAGUGAAAUAAACGAAUUUGUCUGUUGUCA
Messenger RNA from Ornithodoros turicata, 5247 nucleotides. Its product is annotated as zinc finger protein 271-like. The transcript is spliced from 4 exons. Bases 202 to 2271 code for a protein of 689 amino acids. The record is from RefSeq and is a predicted model, not a curated record. NCBI's taxonomy places the organism in Eukaryota, Metazoa, Arthropoda, Arachnida, Ixodida, Argasidae.